AUGGUUCGCCGCUCUGUUCGCCUUGCGAAACCCGAAGACCGACCCCAGGUGCAAGCUUUCCAUGACCUAGAUACCGCCGCGGUCAGCGCCAAAAGCCAGAAACUCGAAGAAGCCACGCGUGCGCGAAAGAGGCAGCGAGUAGAGCAUGGCGAAUCCACCUCUUCGGCGGAUACCAUGAUCAAGGACGCUAUGGCUAGGUCGGAUAAUCUCCGAGACGGACAUGAGCCCACCCUCUAUCGGGGAAGUCAGCUCAACGCACAACUCUCGAAAGAUGAUCCGCGCAAUGAGAUUGUGGAGCGUAAUAGCUUGCAGUCUCCUUUGCUAUCUCUCCCAGCAGAAGUCCGUUGCAUCAUCUUCGAAUACGCUCUUGGCCACCAGCAUGUACACAUCCUCACUGACGACUACGACCCGGACGUUUCUGUUGAUCUCCCCGGGCCAGCUCGUUUCGGCGCAGAGCUACGUGCUACCAGCCAGACGGUGUCUAGUGCGCGAGCGCGACGGUUCCAUAACUGUGUGUUCCCAAUCGACUGGCAGUCUAGUUAUCGUUUCCGGCAGUACAAAUCGCGCCCAUACACUCGAGGCCCUCCUUGGAUCCUGAGAGACGAGGCCGAACGUGUUAUCACCGCGACCAAGGAUCGCAUGACUCUGUUACAGGUUGUUUGUCGCCAAAUUUAUCACGAGACUCGCUUUAUCCCGUAUGAGUUGAACGAGUUCUCUUUCCAGGACGAGAUGACAAUGAAGGAUUGGUUCCGCGAGCGAGCGGCUGCUCAGAAACGGGCUAUCAAUACGAUGUGGUUCGAUCACGAAUGGGAGCGCAGUCACACGGUCGUGCCUGUAAAAGACCGCUUCUCCAAGCUCAUCCUGAACGGUGUGCCCGAAUCGGCGGAAUGGACUUCAAUCCGACAAACGAAGAACUACCAAACCAACUCGGGUGUCACUUCUGUCACUAGCUCCGACAUGCGCUGUUUCCAGAACCGUCCUGGAACGGGUACCGCAGUUGUCGCUGCUGGUGAUAACCUCGGCUUCGUUGCAGAGACAUCGAUCACCCACUUCGGACCAGUGCAGUUCUAUAUGGCGAAAGUACCAGAUAGUGCGAAUAUUAACACUUGGGAGCCGACAGGUAACGUUUGGUUCAAAGCGGCGAGUAUAAGCGCAGUGGGAAGUCCGUUGACAAGUGGAGAGAGCACAUGGCCUGCGUAUGGGAAGUCGCAAGUACAAUUCCAGAUCCCUAAGAACGUGCCGAGUGGGAAGUACCUUGUUCGUGUAGAGUCCAUCGCCCUCCACCAAGCUCAGUCAGUCGGCGGCGCGCAGAUGUAUCUUUCUUGUGCGCAAAUCGAAAUUACCGGCGGUGGUAAUGGACAGCCUGGGCCUCUAGUUGCGUUCCCUGGAGCAUACAAUGCAAACGAUCCUGGCCUGAGGUGGUCGUACUAUCCGAUCGCUACGAGCUACACUGCGCCUGGACCUGCUGUGUGGAAAGGCAACUGA
Alternaria ventricosa is the source of this 1485-nucleotide messenger RNA. RefSeq lists its product as uncharacterized. Bases 1 to 1485 code for a protein of 494 amino acids. The transcript is spliced from 4 exons. Lineage: Eukaryota; Fungi; Ascomycota; Dothideomycetes; Pleosporales; Pleosporaceae. The record is from RefSeq and is a predicted model, not a curated record.